CUUGUGGGAAUGCAAGAUGGCGACGAUCAGCGGCGUCCGGGCAGUUGCCGGAGCUCUUCUGCGCGCCCAGGGCCGCGGGGCCUGGAGGACCCUCAGCGCCGCCUCCGCCGCCCCCCAGCAGACACUGCGAAGCCAGACAGAGAAACAUGAAGGGAUGUUCAAGGUCACCAUGCUGCCUGGAGAUGGGGUUGGCCCGGAGCUCAUGCAUUCUGUCAAAGAGGUGUUCAAGGCUGCUGGUGUCCCUGUGGAGUUUGACGAGCACCACCUGAGCGAAGUGCAGAACAUGGCGUCAGAGGACAAACUGGAUGAGGUUGUCGACUCUAUGAAGCAGAGUAAAGUGGCCAUUAUAGGAAAGAUCCACACUCCCAUGGAGUACAAAGGAGAACUGGCUUCCUAUGACAUGAGGCUCAGGCGCAAGUUAGACCUGUUCGCCAAUGUUGUCCAUGUGAACAGUUUACCUGGUUUUAAAACACGGCACAACAACUUGGAUCUUGUGAUCAUCCGGGAGCAGACGGAGGGGGAGUACAGCUCUCUGGAACAUGAGAGCGUGAAGGGAGUCAUUGAGUGUCUGAAGAUCAUCACCCGGGACAAGUCACAGCGCAUCGCCAAAUUCGCCUUUGACUACGCCACCAAGAAAGGGCGUUCAAAGGUCACAGCAGUGCACAAAGCCAACAUCAUGAAGCUGGGGGAUGGGCUCUUCCUCCAGUGCUGUGAAGAGGUGGCAGAAUUGUAUCCCAAGAUCAAAUUCGACACCAUGAUAAUUGACAAUUGCUGUAUGCAGCUGGUGCAGAACCCCCACCAGUUCGAUGUCCUGGUCAUGCCAAACCUGUAUGGAAACAUCAUCGAUAACCUGGCUGCUGGCUUGGUGGGUGGCGCCGGCGUGGUUCCCGGGGAGAGUUACAGUGCCGAGUAUGCGGUGUUUGAGAUGGGUGCUCGCCAUCCCUUUGCCCAGGCCGUGGGCAGGAACAUUGCCAAUCCCACGGCCAUGCUGCUCUCCGCUGCCAACAUGCUGCGGCAUCUCAACUUGGAAUAUCACUCCAAUGUGAUCUCCGAUGCGGUGAAGAGGGUGAUUAAAGUCGGUAAAGUUCGGACGCGGGACAUGGGCGGUUACUCCACCACCUCGGACUUCAUCAAGUCUGUGAUUGACAACCUGCACCCACACUAUGGUGUCUAGGUCCCCACCUGAGUGUGGGAGUUCCUUGGACUUCACUCUGAUCUCCGGCACCCAUUUCUAGUGUACAGACCGAAUGGACCUUUCUCGCCCUGCUCCCACCCCUAGGGGCGAACCUGUAUCAUGUCCCCCACUCUUGGGCUGCUGGAGCCAGCCCGCCUGAAACCGCAACCCGAAGGGGGAAGGGACUCGCUUCUCCCCCAGCCCAGUUAUCAGUUACCAACCUCAGUCAUGGUCAGAUGGUCACCACAAAGAGACGUGGUCUGAGUGCAGGAUUGGGAGCCUGGGGUCUGAUCCUGGCUCUCCCACUGGUUCAUUGUGCAGCCUGGGGCGAGCCAGUUCACCUCUCUGUGGAGUAGGGAUAGUGCUCACCGCCCUACACUGCACGGGAGUUCAGGGUCAGCUAGGUCACCUUUGUACAGUGCUUUGAAGCUGAGAGGGGACAGCCUAAAUAUUCCACUGCUGCUCCAGCUAAGGCCCCCCUGCAGUGUGGCUGACCAGGGCUGUCACGUCCACGUGCUCUCGUCCCUGAUUGCUGCUGCAGGACCAUCUGCCUACUCCAGAGGGGCUUCGCCGUAGCUUGGGACCAUCCAGGGUGGAGACCCCUGUCCACAAAGUGACAAAUGAAGUCUAGUAUUGGCUUGGAGUAAAGUAGAAUUUCAUCCCUGUUAAUCUGAACAGAUGGAAAGUAGGAAAUUUCAAUGUCUCCUGGUGUGUGUGUGUGUGUGUGUGGGGGGGGGGGGGUGGAAGCUUUUAACUCCCUAUGUCCUCCUAACUUCAUCCCCCCUCCCAAGGGACGAUGCUUUCCCCACUCUGUUAGCAAUAAAAUUCAGCACAGACCUCAGAAAGAAGUCUUAGGCACUGACCAGAGCUCGAGGGCAGCAGGCCUAGCCCGCUCCUCCCAGAUCAGAAUGGCCCCACACAGGUAGGCUGACACUCCCGGACACGUUGAUGUUUCCAGCUGACGCAGACCAUCCUUGGGGCCUGUCUGUACCUCCAGGCUGCUUCUCCUUACGUCCUGCCAACCAGCCUUCCUGCCGAAACUCCGGCCCUUCCCUCAGGCUGGCUGCUGGGCAGUGCUCUAGGCCAGUUCGCCUGCCCCAUGUGGUGCGCUUCAGAGCAGAGUGCAGUCCCCAUUACUGUAGCCUCGUCCUGCCUGUCGUGCACCCUGCCGCCCAU
Molecule: messenger RNA, 2350 nt
Organism: Terrapene triunguis (Three-toed box turtle)
Lineage: Eukaryota; Metazoa; Chordata; Testudines; Emydidae
Gene: IDH3B
Product: isocitrate dehydrogenase (NAD(+)) 3 non-catalytic subunit beta
Exons: 12
Coding region: 17-1174 (385 amino acids)
Biological process (GO): isocitrate metabolic process; tricarboxylic acid cycle
Cellular component (GO): mitochondrion
Molecular function (GO): NAD binding; magnesium ion binding; oxidoreductase activity, acting on the CH-OH group of donors, NAD or NADP as acceptor
Source: RefSeq, a predicted model, not a curated record